UGGAGUGUAAGUUGGUUUGCAAACCUUGGAAAGAUGUUGUUCAUCAUCCAUCCUUCCCUCAAAAACACUUGAACCAUCAUCUUGAUGAUUCUGAUAAGUUGAAUUUUAUUUUCUCAAAUCUUGAACAAGAUCCUGAAGAACUUUAUUAUGCAGAAUAUGAUGAGGAUUAUCAUGAGGUACCCUUUAAUAGAAAUGUAAGAAUCAAUUUAAGCCCUCUAUUUUACAAGUAUGGUUGUUCAUUAGCUGGUUCUUGCAAUGGUUUGAUUUGCUUCAAUUCAUAUUAUGAGGGUUACUAUGGACCUGUUUACAUCUGUAAUCCAAUCACCAGAGAGUAUGUUAUCCUUCCAGAAUUUGAAGGGCAGUGCUGGUGGACUGUCUUUGGUUACAUUCCUUCAACCAAUGAGUACAAGGUUGUUAGGAUAUGUGAGACUGGGGGAGACUCAAAUUUCGGGAUUGUUCAGGUGUAAACUCUUGGCAGUGGCACUGGAUGGAGAAAUGUGGGAACAAUGGACAUCGAUAUGUUUACUGUUAGCAAAGUUGUUGGUGCCCUUGCAAUUGGAUCUCUUCAUUGGGUGAACUACGAAGGAACCAUUAUUCUUGCUUUCCAUUUGGCUGAUGAGAAGAUUAGUAAACUUCAACCUCCAGCACCUGGUUUGACACCAGCUGAUGUUCCUAAUGUUGUUAUUACACUAGGAGUUUUAGGCGAUUUUCUAAGUGCUACUUAUUAUUACAUGGGCGGUGUUACUGAUAUAUGGUUACUGAAAAAGAAUAAGGAUAAUAAUGGCUUGGGAUGGAGCAAAGAGUUUAAUUUCUGUUGUAAUAACAUAUCAUGUCCGUUUGGGUAUACAAAGAGUGGUAGGCUUCUGUAUCAUGCGAAUGGAGAAAUUUGUAGUUACAGUGCAAAAGAUUCAUCUGCCGAAAUGGAUGUGAGUUUUGGCAAGUUUGUUUCUGAAACAAUCCCUCACAAGAAUACUUUUGUUUCAUUAAAAGUAUUAGGAGAAGAGGAUACAAAAACAAUGGGAUCUGGUAAAAGAGCAUGUUCAAGUGAGGAGGCAGAACACAAUAAUAAACUGAAGAUGCCAUGGAGCGAAGUAAGAGACCUUUAGGUUGAAUCUGGGCCAAUGGCAGUGGUGUUCACAGACUAUUCAUGCGACGUGCUUCAAAUCCGCUCAAUUGAUAACAAAGCACUGCUGGCGUAAAACAUCUUCUGAACUUUGCAGACGUGAAGUACUAUUGUAACAGUAGGAAACUAAACGGAAAGGAGUGGAAUUCCACAUUGAGAAAUCGCAGCGUGCCCGAAGUUGUUCACUGAGUCUGGUGGAUGGGAAUCCUUGCAUCUGGAGGAUGAGCUUACUUUGUCCUACUAUAAGAAUGCAGAUGGGCCCAAAGAUUGGCCUGGUCCAGGGGUUCAAUGAUAUGGAAGUGAAUCAGAGGAGCAAUGGAUCAGAUAGCGAUGAAGUUAAGAGAGUAAAGAAUGAAAAGGUAGUCGAGUUUGGGCAAUGCAGCCGCAAAUUUUUCUCUGUUGCUUGUAGUUUCUUUAGUUUUAAUUAUUGUUACUUAUUUAGUUUUAUGUACUCUA
Papaver somniferum (opium poppy) is the source of this 1579-nucleotide messenger RNA. RefSeq lists its product as uncharacterized. Bases 507 to 1106 code for a protein of 199 amino acids. NCBI's taxonomy places the organism in Eukaryota, Viridiplantae, Streptophyta, Magnoliopsida, Ranunculales, Papaveraceae. The transcript has 2 exons. The record is from RefSeq and is a predicted model, not a curated record.